CUGGAGCAGAUGAGCGCAGACUAUUUAGGCGAAAGCGAGAGGAGGGGGGGAGCGCGGGGCAGGAGGAGUACCUCGGCCGAGAAAAUUAUGCAUGCAUUAGGGAAGCGCUGAAAGAAUGGCUGUGGAAGCUCUCCACUGCGGUUUGAAUCCACGGGGUAUUGAUCACCCUGCCCGGGCCGAAGGUAUUAAACUGCAGAUUGAAGGUGAAGGUGUGGAAUCUCAAUCCAUUAAAAACAAAAAUUUCCAGAAGGUGCCUGACCCCAAAGGAACCCCCAAGCGACUGCAGGCAGAAGCUGAGACGGCAAAGUCAGCUACGGUGAAGCUGUCUAAACCAGUGGCUCUAUGGACCCAGCAGGAUGUCUGCAAGUGGCUGAAGAAACAUUGUCCGAAUCAGUAUCAGAUCUACAGUGAGUCAUUCAAACAGCAUGACAUAACUGGGCGAGCCCUGCUGAGACUUACUGACAAAAAGCUUGAGAGAAUGGGGAUUGCCCAGGAGAACCUCCGGCAGCACAUCUUACAACAGGUGCUCCAGCUGAAGGUGCGGGAAGAAGUCAGAAAUCUACAGUUGCUCACACAAGGAAAUGCUGAAUGAUGCACAAGAAGCUAAUACAAGCUGCACCUGUGAGACAGGGAAGAUGGUGGAUGGAGAAAGGGUGUAUGCCUCUUAUGUCACUUUGUUUUUUGAAAUAUAUGAAUGUAUUAACUAUUUAAAUUAAUAAAAUGUUUAAACAGAAACAAGAAGGAGAAAGUGAAUUU
Molecule: messenger RNA, 756 nt
Organism: Lemur catta (Ring-tailed lemur)
Lineage: Eukaryota; Metazoa; Chordata; Mammalia; Primates; Lemuridae
Gene: SAMD12
Product: sterile alpha motif domain containing 12
Exons: 5
Coding region: 116-592 (158 amino acids)
Biological process (GO): cell surface receptor protein tyrosine kinase signaling pathway
Cellular component (GO): cytoplasmic side of plasma membrane
Molecular function (GO): protein binding
Source: RefSeq, a predicted model, not a curated record